AAGGAGUAGGACACAGGGCACGAGUUGGCAGCAUUCACUGUUUACCAACUGUGACCUUCGGGUUCGACCUUGUACUCUCCAGGACGGAAAUUCUCAGGGAGCACACAUUCCGGUCGGAAUUCGUGGGAACAGCAAAAUGAGGAAGACUGAUAGACUUUGAUUUUUUAUGAAGUAGCAAGGUCACCCACACAAAGUAAUUCCUCAGGCAGAAUAGGAUUUUGAAGACGUUUAGGAAGGGCUUAUAACAAUAAAGCAAUCUUAUUAUAAUUUAAUCAGUCUGACAGAAGCAGAGCGAAGAGGGGGGCAGCUGGCCAUAGGGACAGAAGGUUUUAUGAUAACUUUUUCAACUUGAACUUUCAUUAGCUAGAACACAGGAAAUAACAUUAGACAGAUCACAAUUAAAAGGUUACAAUCAAUGCCUCUUGAAGGAAGGCAGGGUAUCAGCUUCCACAACAUGGCUGGAUAGCUUGUUCCACACUCCCUCCUAUUCUUAGUUUUAAAAAAAACUUCCCCCUUAAUUUCCGCUUGUGUCCCCUGGAUGGUGUUUCACUGUACAUUCUACAGAUGCCCACUUUUUCAGUGCCUUCGAGGAUUUUAAAUUAUUUUAUCAGGUCCCCUUGUAGUCUCUCUGUUUAAGGUUAAAAUGACCCCAGUAUGUAUCUGGUCACUGUUCUCUACAUGGACUUGGUGGACUGAAGGGACUGCUCUCAUUUGUUAUUGUUUUUAGGAAUUGGUUCGUUUACGUCAUUAGUUCUAUGGGGUUCUAUGGAGCAUAUGUACAAUAUGCUCAUUCCUGAGAGUGACAUCUGUUGUCUAAUUCAUCCAUGGCUGUUUGACCAUGUUUGGAGAGCUAUACUGGACCAGUGAUAACUGGUGGUGGUUUUUGCUUGCAUUCCAGUAACUGAUUGAUUGGAACCUACAAGCUGUCCAGCAUAUUGAGGUAACCUGAAUUAAAUGUCUCCUCAAAUUGUUUUAGGGGUCAAGAAUUCAAAUGUGGUCAGAAAACACACUGACGGCCUUGUUACUUGGCCUUGUGGAAGGUUGGACUGCCUGAUCUGUCACUGAGAAAUUAGUUCUCCGUUUGUUGUUUUCUGUCAUUGUCAUGGUUACAGACACUGUGACCAAUGCUGUAGUUCCCUGGUUAUACACAAGAUCUUCUAAUAGCCUGAAGCGUCAGUCUUGAUAUGGGCUUCCUAGAGACUCAAUGAUAAACAUUCUCACUUUGCCUAAAAGCUUCCAUUUGUUUCCAAUCACAGCAGCCUUUCUCCUCCCAAUGUUGUUACAUUAUCAACAUCAUCAUCCCUACCAUAAAAUAUCACAUUAUCACAGCAUAAUUAGUAUUUUAAGUAUGACCAGUUCUGGUAGUACUCCGGAAAAUGUUAGGUUUUCACACUUAUCCAAAAUAUCCAAAAAUCUUGUUUUUUGUUUGUUUUGUCUUUUAUUAUUCUGCGUACCCGCGUUAACCCAUUAACCAUUUUCAGGCUGUUUUCUCAUUUUAAACAUUAAAAGACUACAUUUAGUGAACAGAGUCCAUAUAUUUUGAUCUGGUACAGUAGUUAAAAGCUUCAAAGUUUUUAAACUGCUGGGUUGUGUGCAAGAACCCAGUCCUAUCAGCACCUGGAGGUGGGGGGAGCGGAGUUAUGACACACAGGAAGUAGAUUUGCCUCAAAGUGCAUUGUGGGAAUCUUAUUUUUUUUUUGUCACGUUCGUCUUUUAUUCCAUUAGAAACUAUUACGUAAGGACUACAAAUCCCAAAACAAGAUUAAAACUAUAUUUCUUACCGGUUUGUUUUUUUUUAGAAAGCUGAGUGUUGGGGAAAGCGAUUUCUACUUGCUUUUGAGGGCAGUAUUUUUCCUAACAAUCAGAUGGCGGAACAUUGCUGAAGCAAUAUGUGUAAUAAGCAUGCGUUAAUGGAUGUAACGACUCAUUACGAUAAGUCUAAGUGUAGCUAACUGUAAAAGUAACUGAUAUUUUUUUUAAUUUAAAUGUGUACUAUUACUUUUUGCAAUAAAGUAUGAUUCGUAUUUACAGGGAAUUGCAUUAUUCCGGGAAGGUAACGGUGGCUGUCGGUUUACUGUGUUUUUGGUAUGCCAAUAGUCAUGUAUGACUAUAAUCGGAUAAUACUUUUAGGUUUUGAAUUUUGCCGUUGACGGAGGCUGUUGCUGUUUCUUUUUAGCAAUUAAACUGAGAAUUCGACUGUAAAUGCGGGGAUUGAUCGCUUCACAUUUUAAAAAGGUGUCAUAAUAGUUUAACUUAAUUCAAGGUUUGUGUUCGAAGAGAGUUACUAAAGACCUAAAAGCAAGCCCCUGCCUAUUUGGAUAGUGGAUUUAUUUUCCCGUGCUUGUCGGGGACCAUGAACGUUUGGGCGAGAGUGGGCAUCGCGGGCGCUGUGACGGGCGCUGCGCUGUACUGGCACCAGAGCCGGGCCACCCCCGCUGCCGCUGCCCCGAAGACCCGCGACCCUGAUCAGUACGAGCUGAAGCUGGUUCAGGCCCUGUUCAGACACGGCGCCAGGACUCCGCUGAAGUCCAUACCUGGAGUACCAGAGGCAGAAUGGCUCCCUGGCCUUCUGGCAGUGCCUCCGCACACACGCUUCGACUGCAGGGUCUGCGACCUCAGCGGCGGACCCACCCCUCCGUCUCCCGUGGAGGACAGCUACCGAGCGCGCACCCUCGCUGGUGGGGUGUUUCCUGGGCAACUGACGACUCUAGGAAUGCAGCAGCUAUAUGAUCUGGGCAAACGGAUGAGAGAAACAUACAUAGAGAAGCUACACUUUCUGUCACCAGCCUUCACCCCAGCAGAGGUCUAUGUGCGUUCCACCAACAUCAUACGAACAAUUGAGUCUGCAAGAUGUCUGUUGGCAGGAUUGUUCCAACAGAAGCAAAAAGGACCAGCCAAUAUCUUCACUUCUGAAGCAGAGGUCGAGAUUUUGUAUCCCAACAUCCAUGGAUGCAAGCUGCUAUAUCUGCUGGGCAAAUCCAGAUGGGAAGAGUCAUUUCUCCUCCCCGAGAUCGCUGACGAUUUGAAGAAGGUACAGAGCGCGCUGGGCAUCGCGGGGCACAAGGGCGUGGAUUUUGUCCUCAUCCGAGAUGACAUGGUGGCUCGGGAGACCCACGGUUUACCUGGUCCCGCAGAGCUGCAGAGCUGGAAGGACACUGUUGAACAGCGAGCUGUGGAAAUGAUUAAUUUCGCUUACCAAGGAAGUGGAAGGGAAGUCCUUCAGGUGAGUGUUGGACCACUGCUUCACACUUUGGUGAAUAAUAUCGAGGAAAAGCUUCAAGGAGAAGCGUCUUCAGGAGAAUCCAGGAAGAUGUAUCUGUAUUCUGUCCAUGACACAACUUUGAUGCCUUGUCUGAUCGCGUUGGGGAUCUUCGACUGGAAGUGGCCACCUUACGGGGCGGAUAUUACUGUGGAGCUGUACGAACACCGGACCACAAAGGAGGACUUUGUCAAAGUGUCUUAUAUUGGCCAGGCACAGCUAAUACGAGGCUGCAGUGACAUCUAUUGUCCAUUGAAGGAGUUUAAGAAAGCACUUUCGUCCUACACCCUUGAACUUGUGGGCUACAGAGCACUCUGCAAUAAGACUGAAAAUUGCCUUUCGGCACUAAGCUUGCCCAGCUUGGAGCUGUGUGCCCCCAUCAACCUCAGCCGUCAUGCAGCUGAAGGGCACUCGCGGUCCAAGUGA
Messenger RNA from Lepisosteus oculatus (spotted gar), 3685 nucleotides. RefSeq names its product acid phosphatase 6, lysophosphatidic (gene acp6). The record is from RefSeq and is a predicted model, not a curated record. Gene Ontology annotation, biological process: dephosphorylation; lysobisphosphatidic acid metabolic process. Gene Ontology annotation, molecular function: lysophosphatidic acid phosphatase activity. Gene Ontology annotation, cellular component: mitochondrion. NCBI's taxonomy places the organism in Eukaryota, Metazoa, Chordata, Actinopteri, Semionotiformes, Lepisosteidae.